GUUGCGUCCCGGGGUCCGGGUCCCUGGCGGCGUGGCCCGCGGGUCAUGGCCAAAGGACAGGGCGCCGAGAGCGGGUCCGCGACUGGACUGUUGCCCACCGGUGUCCUCCAAGCCGGUGAACACCCGGCCCAAGUGAAGAAAGAGCCAAAGAAGAAACAGCAGUUGUCCAUUUGCAACAAGCUUUGCUAUGCAGUUGGGGGGGCACCCUACCAGGUGACAGGCUGUGCCCUGGGGUUCUUCCUGCAGAUCUACCUGUUGGAUGUGGCUCAGAAGGUUGAGGGGUCAUCUUUUGCCUCUUCCCCAUUCCAGGUAAGCCCUUUAUCUGCCUCCAUCAUCCUAUUUGUGGGCCGAGCUUGGGAUGCCUUCACGGACCCCCUGGUGGGCUUCUGCAUUAGCAAAUCUUCUUGGACCCGCUUGGGCCGCCUCAUGCCCUGGAUCAUCUUCUCCACACCCCUGGCCAUCAUUGCCUAUUUCCUCAUCUGGUUCGUGCCUGACUUCUCGCACAGUCCGAUGAGUAUGCUGUGGUACCUGCUUUUCUAUUGCCUCUUUGAGACACUGGUCACGUGUUUCCACGUUCCCUACUCAGCUCUCACCAUGUUCAUCAGCACAGAGCAGAGUGAGCGGGAUUCGGCCACUGCAUAUCGGAUGACUGUGGAGGUCCUAGGCACAGUGCUGGGCACAGCAAUCCAGGGGCAAAUCGUGGGCCAAGCAGCUGUGCCUUGUAUCCCGCUCCCCGGUCCUUUUGGAGUGGCCUUGGAAGAUGCCAACCGCACACAGAGUGCCCUCUCAAUCAAAAAAACGCAAGAGGCAUACCUGUGGGCAGCAGGCGCCAUUGCCUCCAUCUAUGUCCUCUGUGCUAUCACCCUGAUCCUGGGUGUUCGGGAACAGAGAGAACCCUAUGAGACUCAGCAGGCUGGGUCGAUGUCCUUCUUUCGGGGUCUCCGGCUGGUCAUGACCCACGGCCCAUACGUCAAGCUUAUUGCCGCCUUCCUCUUCACCUCCCUGGCUUUCAUGCUGGUGGAGGGAAACUUCGCCUUGUUUUGCACCUAUACCUUGGGCUUCCACAACGAGUUCCAGAAUCUGCUCCUGGCCAUCAUGCUCUCAGCCACAUUGACCAUUCCUUUCUGGCAGUGGUUCCUAACCCGGUUUGGCAAGAAGACAGCUGUUUACAUUGGCAUCUCCUCAGCAGUGCCGUUUCUCAUCCUGGUGGCCCUCAUAGAGAGAAACCUGAUCAUCACAUAUGUGGUGGCUGUGGCAGCAGGCAUCAGUGUAGCAGCUGCCUUCUUACUUCCCUGGUCCAUGCUGCCUGACGUCAUCGAUGACUUCCACUUGAAACAGCCCCACUCCGUUGGGACUGAGCCUAUCUUCUUCUCCUUCUAUGUCUUCUUCACCAAGUUUGCUUCCGGUGUCUCAAUGGGUAUCUCUACCCUCAGUCUCGACUUUGCUGGGUACCAGACCCGUGGCUGCUCCCAGCCGGAACAUGUCAAGUUUACAUUGAAGAUGCUGGUGACCAUGACUCCUAUAGCCCUCAUCCUGCUGGGCCUGCUGCUCUUCAAACUGUACCCCAUUGAUGAGGAGAAACGGCGGCAGAACAAGAAGGCCCUGCAGGCUCUGAGGGAAGAGGCCAGCAGCUCCGGCUGCUCCGACACAGACUCUACAGAGCUGGCCAGCAUCCUCUAGGGUCUUCUGGGUUGCUCAAAGCCACUACACACGGGGCCUGUGUCUCCAGGCCACACAGAGGACUCCGGACCUACUUGCCAGCUCACUGAACAGCUGGUCUCCAGGUGCCAGGAAGGGAGUCCAAGCAUGAGCGGCCCAGGACACCUCAUGUGCCCAGCAGGAGGAAGGCCAUUCAUGCUGCCUGCCCUCUGCCCACUCCUGGGGCUGAGCUCUAGGGCUGCUACUGUGACUAUGCCAAGGACUGAUAGGGCCUAGCCCAGAACACUAAUAUAGAAACGUUUUAUACAGAAACUAAUUAAUAACUUAAUGACCUUGUACAUAGUGUUGUAUGUAUAUGUAUAUGUCUGUGAGCUAUUAAUGUUAUUAAUUUUGAUAAAAGCUGU
This is a messenger RNA of Talpa occidentalis (Iberian mole), 2063 nucleotides long. RefSeq names its product MFSD2 lysolipid transporter A, lysophospholipid (gene MFSD2A). Gene Ontology annotation, molecular function: lysophospholipid:sodium symporter activity. Gene Ontology annotation, cellular component: membrane. Gene Ontology annotation, biological process: carbohydrate transport. Bases 46 to 1680 code for a protein of 544 amino acids. NCBI's taxonomy places the organism in Eukaryota, Metazoa, Chordata, Mammalia, Eulipotyphla, Talpidae. The transcript is spliced from 14 exons. The record is from RefSeq and is a predicted model, not a curated record.